AAAAACUAAAAAAAAAAUUGCAGCGUCAGCCCUCGCAGCAUUCUUGUCCUUCCAUUCAACUCAAAAACAUCAUGGAACCUAAUGACAACCAACUCACCUCCUUCUUCCACCACCACCAAUUUCACCAAACCACCGCCUCCUCCGCCCCUCCAACCACCGCGACCAACGGCCUUCUCCCCAACACCGAUGGGUCCCACAUACUGUACCCUCACUCUGUCGCCUCGGCGGUGUCGUCUCAGCUUGAACCGGCCAAGCGCAAGAGAGGGAGGCCCAGGAAGUACGGUACUCCUGAGCAAGCUCUCGCUGCGAAGAAAGCUUCAACGUCGUCGUUUUCAGCGAGUCCCAGGGAGAAGAAGCCUCAACCUCACUCUCACUCUCACUCUCAAGCUUUCACUCCUUCCUCCCCUUCUUACUCCUCCAAGAAAUCCAAUUCUCUCUCUCUAGGCAAUGCAGGACUAAGCUUCACUCCACAUGUAAUUACUGUUGCUGCUGGUGAGGAUGUUGGCCAGAAAAUUAUGUUAUUUAUGCAACAAAGUAGGCGUGAGGUGUGCAUUCUGUCUGCAUCUGGGUCCAUCUCUAAUGCAUCUCUUCGUCAACCAGCAUCGUCCGGAGGCAAUGUUACAUAUGAGGGCCGUUUUGAGAUUAUUUCACUUACUGGUUCCUAUGUCCAUAAUGAAACUGGAGCUCGAAGUGGUGGUCUCAGCGUAUGCUUGUCAAACAUUGAUGGACAAAUCAUUGGUGGUGGAGUUGGUGGGCCCCUUAAAGCUGCUGGUCCUGUUCAGGUCAUUAUUGGUUCAUUUGUACUUGACACCAAGAAAGACACUGGUGUAAAAGGUGAUGCCUCUGCCAGCAAGUUGCCAUCACCAGUCGGUGAAUCAGCAUCAAGUUUAGGUUUCCGCCAAGCAGUUGAACGUUCCAGCGGCAAUCAAAUCCAGGGAAAUGAUGAGCAUCAAGCUAUGGGCGGAAGUCAUUUCAUGAUUCAACAGCUUGGUUUGCAUGUGACACCUCCCCGGUCCACUGACUGGGGUGCUCAUCCGGACUCAAGAAAUACUGCUUAUGAGCUGACAGGAAGACCAGGUCAUGGAGCGCACCAGUCUCCUGAGAAUGGAGGAUAUGAUCAAAUUCCUGAUUGAGAAUUUGUGAUGGCUUUUGGGUUUGAUAGCAACGAUGUAUGAUAUCGCUACAUGCCAGCAAUCUUUGUCUCCUGAUGCCGUUUAUAGUAUGCACCAUUCGUUAAGGGUCGUGGCCUCUUGCAAUUAACACUCAUGCAUUGCUUGUCCUUGAAAUAUUGUUCUGCCUCAUUUACUCAUGUCAUGAUGUAUUUAAACAUUAGGAUUGCUGGCUAAUACCUCUUCAUUUUUGUGGGCCUGUUAGUUUUCCUAUACCAGGACAAAUAAGGUAGAUAUAUACUUCCUAGGGUCCUAGGGUAGCUUCUGGGCUAUAUUUUCCUUUCAUUUUCAAGGUGCGGUCUUAAUACUGUUCAAUAUUCUGUCGAGCAAAUUAUAGCUCUUCAUUUAAAAAAAAACUUUAUUUGGAAAAUAAUGAGUCUUUCUUGUU
Lotus japonicus is the source of this 1557-nucleotide messenger RNA. RefSeq names its product AT-hook motif nuclear-localized protein 14-like. Bases 72 to 1133 code for a protein of 353 amino acids. The transcript has 6 exons. Gene Ontology annotation, molecular function: minor groove of adenine-thymine-rich DNA binding. The record is from RefSeq and is a predicted model, not a curated record. Lineage: Eukaryota; Viridiplantae; Streptophyta; Magnoliopsida; Fabales; Fabaceae.